GUUUCAGUCCUUCAAAAACAAUUCAAUUCCAUAAACCAAAAACGCUCUCUCAGAGGUCUUUAGCGGUUUAGCUAAACAGGUAACCGACAAAUGGGUGCUGAAAAGAAACCAGCUGCAGCAGAACCUGCCGGCGGCGGCGAGAAGAAAGAUGACGCCAAGGUCAUCUCCGUUUAUAAGGUGGACAUGCAUUGUGAGGGUUGUGCCAAGAAAAUUAGACGCGCUGUUAAACAUUUAGAAGGUGUGGAAGCGGUGAAGACAGACUGUGAAGGCAACAAAUUGACGGUGACCGGGAAGGUAGACCCGGCGAAAGUUAAGGAGAGGCUGGAGGAGAAAAUCAAGAAGAAAGUAGAUAUUGUAUCUCCUCAGCCUAAGAAGGACGGCGGUGAUAAGAAACCCGAUGAAAAAGCCGAGAAGAAGUCCGAGGAGAAAAAGCCCGAGGAAAAAAAACCACCAAAAGAGAGUACGGUCGUUUUGAAAAUCAGGACACACUGCGAUGGUUGCAUUUCAAAGAUGAAGAAGAUUAUCUUGAAAUUCAAAGGGGUUAAUAGCGUGACAGUUGACGGACCAAAGGACUUGGUCACGGUGAAGGGAACAAUGGAUGCGAAGGAAAUGGUGCCUUACCUCAAGGAGAAGCUGAGGAGGAACGUGGAUGUGGUUCCCCCUAAGAAAGAGGAAGAAAAGAAAGGAGGCGACGGCGAGAAGAAAGAAGGAGACGGUGGCAAGAAGGAGGCAGCGGCGGCAGCAAGUGGUGGUGGUGGAGCUAAGGUGGAGGUGAGCAAGAUGGAGUACUAUCCAGCACCGGCACCGACUCAUUGGUUUGAUGGAAUGUUUGGUCACAGUUACGCAGCGGAGCCCCAACAUGGAUCCUACCCGGUGAACCAUGGGUACCCGAUGAUGACCCAUGGGUACGUACAACAAGGAUAUGUAAAUCAGGGGUAUGUGAUGGAACCAGCGUAUCACCACCCAAUGCAUGCUCCGCAGAUGUUCAGCGACGAGAAUCCUAACUCAUGUUCAGUGAUGUGAGAAGAAGAUAAUCGGACGGUGGAGAAUGGACGGGUCAUAACAGUUGCGGUGGUGUAAAUAAGUACAAGUAAUAGGGAUAGAGAAGUAAAUACAUAAAAAAAUUAAGAAUUUCGUUUAGGUUAGUAGCGUAAUUAAGGUGUACCCGUCCGGCUGAAAAAUGCCGGUUCAGUUGGUUGUUUAGUCAAUUUUACUGAUGAUGAUUUAGAAAACUACGUAAAUUCUUUUUGUGUUUUAAUGAUGAUAAUAAUAUACAUAUAAUAACGUUUGUUCAA
This is a messenger RNA of Manihot esculenta (cassava), 1295 nucleotides long. Its product is annotated as heavy metal-associated isoprenylated plant protein 3. Gene Ontology annotation, molecular function: metal ion binding. Lineage: Eukaryota; Viridiplantae; Streptophyta; Magnoliopsida; Malpighiales; Euphorbiaceae. The coding region runs from base 91 to 1023 and encodes 310 amino acids. The record is from RefSeq and is a predicted model, not a curated record. The transcript has 4 exons.